This is a messenger RNA of Penicillium cosmopolitanum, 1017 nucleotides long. RefSeq lists its product as uncharacterized. Lineage: Eukaryota; Fungi; Ascomycota; Eurotiomycetes; Eurotiales; Aspergillaceae. The record is from RefSeq and is a predicted model, not a curated record. Bases 1 to 1017 code for a protein of 338 amino acids. The transcript is spliced from 2 exons.
AUGCAGUUCUUCUUCCCCAGGCAGCAUCGGCACUACAAGCUGGCCUACUGGUUGAUGGCCGUUGAAUUUCCCUUUGUGGUCGUUGUUCUGACUCUGACGGGAAUUGCAUCGCACAAUACGUACCGGACAUUACUGUGGCAGGAUGGUGCCGACAACGGCUUCAACAGCGCUCCUGAUGAAGCGCUAUACGCCGCCGCUAACCACCGUCCCUAUUCACCACCCAUGGUGUGGUCAUCGUUCAUCACCAAUUUCAAUCUAGUGAUUGGUGUCCUAAGCACAUUCAUGCUGAUUGUCAAGCUACCACUCCAUGCUCUGCAUCUGUUCUUUCCCCCAAUCGCAGCGGCGACCCACGGUGCACUCUUAAUACUCUACAUCGUGGCAGCUCGAUAUCAAGCUGGCAGCGACACAUCAGAUCCACAGCAUCCACAGCCAGGACCUCCAUGGUAUAUUACGAAAAGCUGCAGCGUGGCUGCGCACAAGUCAAAUCUUGGAUACUGCAUGCAAGCCAAGUCGCUCUUUGCAAUCACUGUGAUUGUCAUGUAUGUGAACCCGGUCUUAGCACCAGAUAAGAAGGCUAAUAUCUCCUGCAGUGUAUUAUAUGCCGUCGAUUUUGGAAUCAGCGUUCACUCAUGUUUCAUCACAAAAGAAGAAAAGGAGAAGGUCUUGGAGUUAAGAGAGGAGAAGCGCGUGGAGAAGGAGUUUGAGGAAGAGAUCUUGAAAUCACCCAGUAUGCUCCCUAUGUCGGCACCUGGGAUGAUUCCUCGAACCCCCGGGUUUCCUCCGAUCGCCUCUUCUCCCGUCGUGAGACAUGGGGCUCCGAUAUCGCCAUUCACAACACGUCAUUUGGCCUUCAAUCGUCUCGGAAGUGGUAGCACAUCGUCCGAUCUACCAUUAAGGGACAAUGGCAGCAUGCCAAGCCCUCAAAUACCAUAUCAACCGCCAACAACAGAGGCCCAGGGCUCAUCAAGUCAACCGAUGUACUUCCCGCCACCGCCGAAGAAGGCAUCAAAGAAUUAA